Messenger RNA from Musa acuminata subsp. malaccensis (wild Malaysian banana), 1399 nucleotides. Its product is annotated as rho GDP-dissociation inhibitor 1. Lineage: Eukaryota; Viridiplantae; Streptophyta; Magnoliopsida; Zingiberales; Musaceae. Gene Ontology annotation, biological process: Rho protein signal transduction. Gene Ontology annotation, molecular function: Rho GDP-dissociation inhibitor activity; protein binding. The record is from RefSeq and is a predicted model, not a curated record. Gene Ontology annotation, cellular component: cytosol; cytoplasm; membrane.
CGAAGAAUGGGUCAAACGAGCAGCUCGCCUCCGUCCAAUCACCCUCCCCUUCUCUCCAUCUCCCUCUAAAUCCUAAUUUAAGCCUCUCGCUUUUCUCUCUCCCCGCCGAAUGAGAAAGCUCGCUGCAGCAGUUCUUCCCUCUUUAGCCAAAUUCUCCCGUUAGUUUUGUUCCUGCAGGGCUGCACAUUGCAAGGUGAGGGAAUUCCUUUUGACCUGCUUUGGCUGUGUUUCUUGGUGUCUCCUGCUGUGGAUGUGGUGAGGUUGAUAUGUCUUCUGCCGUUGGAGAUCUUCCCGGUUCGAGGGACAUGGGUUUGGACCAGAAGCGUGGGAAGGCUGAGCAAAAUGGGAUUUUGACGGUAAGGGAGGGCGAAAGGGAAAGUAAGUCAGAGCAUGGGCGUCCCGGUGGGGAGGGGGGGGAGGGCCUCGACAGGCGGAUGAGCGAGAUCUCUCUCCACGCCACCGAGGAGGAGGAGGAGGAGGAGGACGACGAGGAGGAGGAUGGAAAAGGCGCCAAAGGGCUUGAUCUGGGGCCUCAGGUCAGCAUCAAAGACCAGUUGGAGAAAGACAAGGAUGAUGAGAGCCUCAGGAAGUGGAAGGAACAGCUUCUGGGAAGCGUGGAUUUGAAUUCUGUGGGCGAAAAUUUAGAGCCCGAGGUUACGAUUCUGUGCCUUUCGAUCAUCUCUCCCGGAAGAGCUGACAUAGUCCUCCCGCUUCCUAUGGUUCCAAACUCCAAGGGUGUGUGGUUUACUCUAAAGGAAGGCAGCCCUUACAAAUUGAAAUUUUCCUUCUCCGUCAGCAACAACAUUGUCUCUGGUCUGAGAUACAUCAACACAGUAUGGAAGACUGGCGUCAAAAUGGAUCGAACAAAAGAAAUGCUAGGUACCUUCAGUCCUCAGCUUGAGCCUUACACAUAUGAGACACCAGAAGAGACCACUCCAUCUGGUCUAUUUGCAAGAGGAUCAUAUUCUGCAAGAACUAUGUUUGUUGAUGAUGAUGGCAAGUGUUACUUGGAGAUCAAUUACACCUUUGACAUCCGUAAAGAAUGGGCACCAACGGACUGAUAGUGUCCAUCUAGAGAAGUCUUAAUUCUGCGCCUACAAAUUCUUCAGAAGUUUCAGUAAGCUCUAACAAAAGGACGGACGGACUAAUAUCUGUAUCUGUGACAUCAACUAGUGUGCUUAGUUUUUCCGAUGUUUAUCCUGUUUUGUUCUGAGAUGUAUCAUUGUGACAUCAACAGCGUAGCAAGUGGCGGACAACUGACCAAGACUAUCCAAUCUGCUGAUCCAUAUGAACUAGUUUUCCAUGUGUCAGAAAUCUUUUAUUUUUUUGUGAUGUAUUUCAUAACAUUUAUGUUUGUUCGUGUUUCUGUCAGUUAUUCAACCUUUUUGUUACUGAUUCA